Molecule: messenger RNA, 2116 nt
Organism: Tripterygium wilfordii
Lineage: Eukaryota; Viridiplantae; Streptophyta; Magnoliopsida; Celastrales; Celastraceae
Product: peroxisomal nicotinamide adenine dinucleotide carrier-like
Exons: 10
Coding region: 50-940 (296 amino acids)
Biological process (GO): nucleotide transport; transmembrane transport
Source: RefSeq, a predicted model, not a curated record
UGCUCUUAUCUUAUGCAGAGGGAGUGGCCACCCGUGGCCCAGCCAUACCAUGUCGAACGCCAUCGCCAAUGGAGUGGCUGGAGCAGGUGGUGGUAUUAUUGCGCAGAUCAUCACUUAUCCUCUCCAAGCGGUGAAUACUCGCCAACAAACAGAAAGGGUGGCCAAGAAGGAGAAGAAGAUCCCCACAGCUGCAGCUGGCACAAUUCUUCAGAUCCUCCAGGUCAUCCGAACGGAAGGUUGGGGAGGGCUUUACAGUGGUCUGAAGCCUUCUCUCUUGGGAACCGCUGCUUCUCAGGGCAUUUACUACUACUUCUAUCAAGUUUUUAAAAAUAAGGUCGAGGCUGUUGCAGCUGCUUAUAAAGCCAGCGGAAGUGGGGAUGGUACUGUUGGUGUUUUUUCUUGGCUAGUUGUGGCAGCAUGUGCUGGUUUCUUAAAUGUAUUGCUGACAAAUCCAAUUUGGGUUCUUGUGACUCGUAUGCAGACACAUACUCAAGCAGAAAGAAAAAUUAUGGAGGGAAAGAAAGAGGCUGUACUUAGGGAAGCUUCAAAAAGUGGCUGGACAGAUUCAACUUUGCACGAUAAAUUGGCUCAGCUAGAUUCAACAAAACCUAGUCCGUAUGGAGCUUUGCAGGCGGCAUAUGAGGUGUAUGAUGAAGCAGGAAUUACUGGAUUUUGGAAAGGCAUUGCCCCUACGCUUAUUAUGGUGUGCAAUCCAUCAAUACAGUUCAUGAUCUAUGAGAGCUCACUCAAACGCAUUAGGGCAAAACGUGUUGCUAAUGAUCAGGGAUUGAAAAAUGCAACUGCUUUGGAGGUUUUUUUAUUAGGAGCGUUGGCAAAACUAGGAGCAACGGUUGCAACAUAUCCACUGUUGGUUGUUAAGAAUGACAUCAGAGCUUCUCCAGAGACCAAAACCCUUUUACUAUUAAGCGCCCAUGCAUGAUUGGGUUGACUGUCGAUGAGAGAGAUCAUUUCGGUGUAUGAGUUAAUGAUGGGUGUGUUGUGGGUGCAAUAGAUGGUUGGAAAAAUGGAUAUAUUUGUCGACUCUGGUAAGGCUAAAAUGGCAGUGGCUGGUGGUGGUAUAAUGUCGGGGAAUAUCAGUUAAGGGGUCCUGGGAGUGUGGUGUAGAUGUGGAUGAGGGUUAUGGGACAUUGAGAUGACCAGAUGGGUUACGGAAAUGUUCGGACUCUUGAGUCUUGACAGUGGUGAGAGGUGGAUGGUGAUGGAGGAGACGUUUCUGCUUUGUGGGGUUAGGAAAUGCAAUUGGCAUUGGUGGACAAUGGUAUUGGGGCAGAGGCGCACACAGAAAAUAUUGGGAGUUGGGUGGUAGAGGGCAAACCUCUGACCAUUUGAUUCAAGGAUGACUCUUAGUGGAUAUAUAUUGUCUGCGAGGCGGGGUUGACACGAAUAUGCAUGUAUGUGUAUAUAGACAUAUAUCGGUAUAGAAUUGUUGCAUAUAAAAAUACAUUGAAAUUACAUGGACACUAUGUGGCAUAGUAAUGUCGUCCACCUCGUUGAACUAGGGUAGAAGUAAACGGUCAGGUUUGGACGAGGAAUAAAUAAGCUAGGAGCCUAAACGAAGAUAGAUCGGUCAAACAGUUGAUGAACGACCAAGAUAAGUGGUGGUAGUUAUAUAAACACCUCAACAUGUGAAAAAGAUUGUUAAACGUGGAAGUUACAAUUCAACAGAACUAGAACGACAUCAGAACGUGGAGUACACGUGUCAGGCCAGAAAGGAAAUAGUUAUUCUACAUUAUCAAGCAGUUGAAAGAACGUGGGACACUUGGCAACAAAUCCACGGAUCCAAUUAUAAAUAUCAGGGUUAAUAGUUUUGUAGAUGACAUGUAUAUAAGUUGAUUUUAUAAUUUACAAGGUCUGAUCAAUCAAGACUCAAACAGAGCAUGUAAUUUCCGUUUUUUAGUGUUUAAUUCAAUUCGGCCUUUUUUUUUUUUCCCUAUUUUCUUCCUCGUGUGUGUGCGUUCCUUGGAGGCCACCCUCUGUCUUGCGUUUGCACCUUUUUUGGGACUUUGUUCCAAGAGGUUUGUCCAUGCACACAUCGUUUGAUCUUAUUUGUUCGCAACACUCGAAUUCCGUCGCAAAUAAGAAUGUAUACCUAUGC